GUGAUGAAACCUGUUGGAAUUCUCGAGGAGGGUCGGGUUCCUUUGCUGCUGCUAAGGAGCAAUGAUUCAAGUGCUGCAGAUUGUAAAGGAUCUGGUGUCGCCGGCGAGACGCAGAGCAGAUGCUGCUAAGAAAGGUGCAGAUGCCGAGCAGGAUGCUGCUGUCAAACUUGCCCAAGAACGAGCAGAGAUAGUUGCCAAGUAUGACAGAGGACGUGAGGGUGCACAGAUUGAACCAUGGGAAGAUGCUGACUAUCGUCUUUACAAAGUCACAGACAGAUUUGGCUUUCUGCACCCAGAGGAGCUUCCUGUUCAUGAUGUAGCAAUAGAAAAGCAAAAGCACCUUGAAAUCGAAAGAACUACAAAAUGGCUAAAGAUGCUCAAAAGCUGGGAAAAAUACAAGAAUAGCGAAAAGUUUCAUAGGAGAAUUUAUAAAGGCAUCCCGCUGCAAUUCAGAGGGCAGGUCUGGUCCUUGCUACUUGAUGUUCCUAAAAUGAAAGAAGAAACAAAAGACCUUUAUAAUAAAUUGAAGUGUGAAGCACGAGGGUCUUCGCCAGAUAUUAGACAAAUUGAUCUCGAUGUAAAUCGAACAUAUAGGGAUCAUAUCAUGUUCAGAGACAGAUAUGGUGUUAAGCAACAGUCUUUAUUCCAUGUUUUAGCUGCAUAUUCCAUGUACAAUACGGAGGUUGGAUACUGUCAGGGAAUGAGCCAAAUUACAGCUUUGCUUCUUAUGUACAUGAAUGAAGAAGAUGCCUUCUGGGCCUUGGUAAAGCUUCUCUCGAGCCCAAAGCACGCUAUGCAUGGUUUUUUUAUUCCGGGUUUUCCAAAACUGUUGAGGUUUCAAGAACAUCAUGACAAAAUACUGAAAAAAUUUUUGUCAAAGCUUAAGCAACAUUUGGACUCCCAGGAGAUUUCCACAAGCUUUUACACAACAAAAUGGUUUUUCCAAUGUUUCCUUGAUCGUACUCCCUUUACAUUAAGCCUCAGGAUAUGGGAUAUCUACAUACUUGAAGGAGAGCGAGUUCUCACUGCUAUGUCUUACACAAUCCUGAAAUUACAUCGAAAGCAUUUGAUGAAACUACAAAUGGAAGAGCUUGUAGAAUUUCUGCAGGAGACUCUAGCCAAGGAUUUCUUCUAUGAAGAUGACUUUGUAAUAGAACAGCUCCAAAAUUCUAUGUCAGAAUUGAAACGAGCAAAGUUGGAUUUACCAGCAGCUGGUAAAGAAGAUGAGUUUCCAAAGAAGCCAUUGGGGCAAAUUCCACCAGGACCUCAGCCUGCUGUGCUUAAUUUCACUCCAGUGCUCAACGGACAGAACAACACUGGUACACAAACAGCAAGAGGGACAGAGAAGAGAGCACCUCCUGCAGAAGGUUUGGAAAGUUCACCAAAUAACCGAAAAAGAGUUAAUUCACUGGAAAAAAAGCCUUCUUUAAAACAGCAGAAGCCCCGACCAAUAGACACACAUAGUGAUCAGACUAAGAAUGAGGUAGACAUCAGAAGGAAACCUCAGCAAACAGGGCAGGAUAGCUCAAGACAGUAUAAUAAUGCAGCUGCUAACCAAAAUUCUAAUGCUACUUCAAAUACAAGAAGGGAAUUUGUGCCGAAGUGGAAUAAACCAUCUGAUAUCAAAGUGAUUGAAAAAACUAUGAUGCUUACUGCAGAGGUGAAAGGAAGGCCGAUAAACCAUUCUAUUUUAGCCUCACCACCAAGUCCUGGAGAAACACAGCCUUUGAAUGUCAAGCAGAAGAUGAGGGUUUUGGAUGUUGAUGAAGGUAAGCGAGGGUCGAAUGCGUCGCAGUAUGACAACGUUCCAGAAGCUGAUCAUGAGAGUGAGAAUCUUGUUGAAGAGAUGCUUGAGAGAGCUCACCCACAAAGUCCUAGGCACGUAACAUACUCCAACAGUCCAAGAAAGCAAACUGAAAAAAUACCAGCUCCGCUAAAAAUAUCCAAUAAUUACACUUUCACAGGUGUAAUUACAACUUCACAGCCAAGAUCUCCAAAAUACUCAUCACAAUCUGAUGGACCAUCUCAUGGACUCARUGUAAAGCAGUCACUGCCAUCUUACAAUAACCCACCUACUUACCAUGGAAAUUCUCCAAAGCAUGUUUCCARCAUAGGCAAUGCAAGCUCUGUUCCCUUGCAUUACCAUGGGAAUCGAACCAGCCCUCCUGGUAGGCCAUAUGGUUCUUUUAUUUCCAUGGAUUAUUCUCCAGAUAAAUCGCAAAUGAAUUCUUACCCUGCCAGUCGCCAAAAUCCUCUUUCACCAAGCCCUGGUCAGAUAGAAGUAGCCCCURUUGAUGCUUAUCCCAGCAAUUCCAGGUCCCCCACAGGAGUCAAAUUCAUAAUCCCACCAAUGGAUUACCUACCAGAGGACAGGCAGUGGUCAGAUGUUGCAUAUAUGUAUAGACAUGAGCCAUAUCGGCAACMCUGGAGCCAAGAUGCUAACAAGGGUCACUUGGAUAAUUUCCAGAAAUACCAGCAUUUUCAGUCAACACCUUUCCAAGAUAACAGUCUUCCUGCCAUUUCUGUUGAUAAUCCAAUAAGAUACAGGACUUCACCAACCUUUGAAGAACAUGGUUCACCACCAUACCCGAGUCCAUCAGCUCAAACCCAACCCUACCGAAAUAGAAACGAUGGAUUGUCUGUGCAUGAGUCCGUGCUCCUCUGAGAACCUCUCUCUACUUACUAAACUAUCAAAAACCAAAACCAGCUAAACCUUGCUGUGUUACUAGCAGUCCACCUCAGCUCCUCGGUGAAAUGUGGACAGUUCCUGCAACGCUGAAAAAUAACAACACUAGUUGAACGAUGUUUCAGACUUUCCAUGAAGGCUCCUAGAGUUCUUAGACUUGCAUUGCAGCUGUUGAAAGUGAUCUGAUGCACAUAAACAUAGCAAUAGCAAUAAGAUCAUAACACACAACAUGGCUAAUACUGUCACUGUACCUUACCUUUGAAUAACUUGUGUUAUGAUCUUUCUGCCUAAAACCUGUAACKCAUUUACAAGUUUUAUUUUGACUGACAUUGUAAUGCACUGUGUAAGUGUGCGUGUGAGCGCGUGCGAGUGUGAGUGUGUGCUUAUAUACACAAGCACGUAUGGAAAAGAGCUAAAGAAUUUAAAGUUAAAUGCAUUUAAUUUUGGGCAAAGCUUGUGAAGUACUCUUAUUUCAUAUUAAUUUUUCUUCAUAAUUUAUUCAAUAAGUCAUUCACUAUGAAUGGGAAUCUCUUUUUUGUUCAUACAGCUGCCUCAGUAUCCCAGUAUCUGUUCUGCAAGGAGAGAUGCUUUGGGGUUAUUAAUUUAAUCUUAUGUGAGAGUUAAUUUCUUGUCUUUUGACUACUGUUCUGUCGUCUUCCUCAGCAGGCUGGCAAAACCAGAAAGCCAAAAAUGUCUCUAAUCUGGCUAAGAAACGGUGCUUAAAAUCAGGGCAGGCUGAGCGUAGCACGUCUGCAGGCUCUGAGGUGCAUUGCAGGUGGGGAGGUUUUGCCUUUGCACCCAAAUCUACCUUCAGGAUGCCGUCCUAUAUGCAAAAAUAGUUGAGCACGGAGUCGGUCAUGCCAGAUACAGAAAUGGUGCUGCACCCUUCGUGUUUUGCCGGGCUCUGCUGUCAAACUAAGAUUAGUUGCAGGGUAUCGGGGAAUUACCGGCUCCUUGACACUGAAGCAUGUGCAGGAGCUCGAGAUUUGGGGGAGCCUCGGUGCCCGCCGAGCUGUGGGGUGCGGGGUCCUUUCUCCGAAGCUUUGUCCCGUCAAGUCCGUGUUAUGUCUUGUCCUUCUGUUCCCAAAGAGCCGGUGGGGCCGUGCGUGUGGCUGUUAGGCUGCUGAGAGACUGUGUGUUGCUSUACACUAAAAUGAUCCUGGCUGUUAAUAGGAAGCGCAGUAGACUGCUGAGAAUAGAAGUAUUUUGAGCCUAACGAGCGUUUGCAGCCCUUUGUGCUUCAUCAUGUUUUCCUUUCCUUUCAUCGACUGUGAAAUGGGGGGUGAAAAAAUCUGCAGGCUAACUGGCACGUAGGGGAUGUGGGUCCUGUAAGUGCCGAGYGCGGCCGAGUCCGGUGAAGCCGACGGGAGUUGAGGCCGACAGGAUCCUGCCAGAAGAGGUCCUUGGAGYGCUUAACAGGGAGGGUUUCCGAUGCUCAAGUACCAAAUGUUGGCACCAGCAUCAGCUUGGAUGGUUUGGGAAGCUGUCCUGUUUGUCUCUUGUUUUGUAAGAUUUGUUAACCGAAGAUGUAGAAAUGGAUAAUUAUAUUUUUCUUUUCCUUUAAAGAAUGAGCUUUAGUGCCUAUUAUUGCUGCAGGUUGGCUUGGUAAGUUUUAAGGUACAGAAGUAAAACAAUUUUUACAAGCAGAAGUAACAUUUACUUAGAGUGUUUCAAACUCUUUUUGUGUAUAUAAUGYGUCUGAUGUAAUUUUUAAUGACCUGGGCAAUUUUGUAUUUUAAAAAUUGCAAUCUGCAGCAAAGUAACAGUAGCAAGGCACUACACUGAACCUCUGAGCUAAAAUUGUGAAGAUAAAUAUGACUUGGGCUUACCUUAGUUCUGAUUGCUUACAGCAGCUUAGAAAUGUAUGUAUAUAAUAUUGUGGCUAAGUGUAAUAAUCCCAUGUUUAACAAUCAUUCUGUAAUUCAUAACAAAGCUGUACAAUUUAUUUGUGCAAGACUCCAAAAUAUGUAUCRGCAUUAGUAAAUACUGUAGAUUUUUAUAUAUAAAAUAUAUACAC
Nothoprocta perdicaria is the source of this 4703-nucleotide messenger RNA. It is a transcript of the gene USP6NL, whose product is annotated as USP6 N-terminal like. Lineage: Eukaryota; Metazoa; Chordata; Aves; Tinamiformes; Tinamidae. The record is from RefSeq and is a predicted model, not a curated record. The transcript is spliced from 14 exons. Bases 62 to 2665 code for a protein of 867 amino acids.